UGUGAGACUGGUGGCCCACCCCUUUGAUGAAUGCCUAUUGCCUACGUGUCAAAGCCUUCCACAAGAGCGUUGCUUAGUGACAUGAAAACAAGAUGGUUCAAUAUGCCUACAGCCUCCUCCUCUAAAAGUCGAGUAAAUCCAGAAAACUAUAUAAUCUUGAAGUGCAUUUACAGUGACACGCCUAAGCCUGAGACUUCAGAGUUGUGGCCAAGAUUGUUGACAUGUCAUCUCUAUAAGCUUCAAAUGACAUGUCAUGAUGUGAUUAACUUCAAGUCCGUGGUGCAGGAGCCUCGCAUUGAACAUCUUUAUAUGUUCUUAACUGAACCCAAGUCACAGAAAGUGAGAGCAGCAGCUAAUAGGGAGUGAAGGCGGGUAAGUGGCAAAACUUAAUUUGAUUGGGAA
This is a messenger RNA of Ilex paraguariensis (yerba mate), 402 nucleotides long. Lineage: Eukaryota; Viridiplantae; Streptophyta; Magnoliopsida; Aquifoliales; Aquifoliaceae. The record is from the annotation of a GenBank genome assembly.